AGGGCCCCUCGGUCUGUCAGUGGCGGCUGCUGCCUGCUCCGGAGGCAGGCUGCGCGGUGGCGGCCCAAGCUGGCAGAGGUGGAAGCCAGCGCCGGGCUUUGCCCGCGUCUUGAAGCCUUUCAACAUUUAAGAGGGUCCUUAACUAUCCCUACUUUGCAGAUGAAGAUAUUGAGUAACUGAGCUGUGAAAUCCUUUGGACAAUUGAUGAUAUUUAUCAUUGUGCUCAGUUUCUACAAAUAAAAGAUGGGUGGAUUAUUUUCUCGAUGGAGGGCAAAACCUUCAACUGUAGAAGUUUUGGAAAAUAUAGAUAAGGAAAUUCAAGCAUUGGAAGAAUUUAGGGAAAAAAAUCAGAGACUACAAAAAUUAUGGGUUGGAAGAUUAAUUCUUUACUCCUCAAUUCUCUAUCUGCUUACAUGUUUAAUUGUAUACUUGUGGUAUCUUCCUGAUGAAUUUUCAGCAAGACUUACCAUGACACUCCCAUUUUUUGCUUUCCCACUGAUCAUCUGGAGCAUAAGAACAGUGCUUAUUUUCUUCUUUUCGAAGAGAACAGAAAGAAAUAAUGAAGCAUUGGACGAUUUAAAAUCAAAGAAGAAAAAAAUACUUGAAGAAGUCAUGGAAAAAGAAACUUAUAAAACGGCUAAAUUAAUUCUUGAAAGGUUUGAUCCAGACCCAAAGAAAGCAAAGGAGUUUGAGCCGCCAUCUGCUGGAGCAGCUGUAGCUGCAAGACCUGGACAAGGUAAAUAACUUUGUACAAACUGCUGCUGCUGUUGGAAAGAUCCAUAUUU
This is a messenger RNA of Hipposideros armiger (great roundleaf bat), 785 nucleotides long. RefSeq names its product protein lunapark. The coding region runs from base 244 to 744 and encodes 166 amino acids. Gene Ontology annotation, biological process: endoplasmic reticulum tubular network organization. NCBI's taxonomy places the organism in Eukaryota, Metazoa, Chordata, Mammalia, Chiroptera, Hipposideridae. The transcript has 9 exons. Gene Ontology annotation, cellular component: endoplasmic reticulum tubular network. The record is from RefSeq and is a predicted model, not a curated record.